ACUUGAAAAAUUUGGUUAGAUUUUUAACGAUUAUAUUUUUUGAAAGUUGUUUUCAUUUGUAAAAAUACAUGUAAAACAAAACCAAUAAGUUUCAAAAUCCUAAUAAUAAAUGCAAUAAAUUGUAUUCACAAGAGCCUAAACAAGCGGAGGGAAAUAUUAAUUAUAUCAUAUCAGUUUACAUCAACAAUCAGCAUUAUGAGGGAGUACAAAAAUGGAGACGAUCUUCUAAGUACAUUUAAUGAAAUCCAUCUGGAUAAGAGACACCUAAGUAGCAAUGUAUUUAGAGCCUGGUUUGAUACAGACUGUAAGGAUACUAAAGAAUAUCUUUCAUGGUUUUCUAUGUCUUUAAGAGAAGUAAAUUAUGUUUCCCCUCUAGAACAAGAAGAAUUUAAGAAUAUAAGAGAACAAAUUGAUUUACAAACAUAUUCUGAGGAGUUAAAGAGAUCUAGCAAUAAAUCUUCAGAUAUAUUGAAUGUUGCGAAAAAUAAGGAGGAUAUAUUAAUUUUAGAAGAGGAGCUUUUAUUACUAGAAGAAGAAAAUCACGCUUUGGAUAAUUUAAUAGAAAUCUAUGAGCAGCUAGAUAACAACUUAACGUUAGAUUUGACACUAUAUACGAAAAAGGAGAUUGAGACUAGCGUUGAAUGGAAAAGAUCACUUCAAAGUUGCAAAGUAUUGAGUAGUGCUAUCGAUGAUUGUUACAAUAACAUUUCUUUGGAUGGUUGCGAUCCGGAUGCAUACUUAACAAAUAUGGUUGAUCAAAAACAAUACCUGGAAGCACUGGAAAAAGUUAUUUUAAUGACUUCAAUUGAUGCCGAGAGAACUUUUUUAGAAAAAUCAGAAGAAUUUGAAUCUUUGGAGCUUGAUGUAUGCAAAAAAAGAAUUUUGCACAGUCAACAAAUAUAUAUUGGCAACUGUGUUGAAAUUGAGAAGCUUAAGGAUGUGAUGCAGUUUUUAAAUACAGUUGAAUUACGAGGGCCAUUUAGUUUGCCAAACAGUAUUGGGACAAAUGCAAAAGAGCUUCGUAAGAAAAUGUUGUGUGAUGAUUUGGAUUCAGUAAUCGCCAAACUUACUAAACAUUAUUUAAAACAAGCGCAACAUUCUUACAAUGAGUUUUAUCUUAUAGAAUUAGAGAAAAACUUACAAGAAAUAUCAUUAAUGUCUGAGGACGUUAUUAAGUGUUUAUCAUAUUAUAUAAUUACAAACUCGCUAUUAGUUGAAGAAAAGAAAGAUGUAGAGAUCCUUAAAAAAUUUUAUCACAAAAUGGAUGUAUACGCAAGAGAUGUUUUGAGGAAAUGCCAAAUAAGAACUGAACAAAUGCAAGCAGCUAUUGACUAUCAUAAGUCGUGCCUUUUAAGAACACCAUCAGACAAAUUUAAAUUGAUUUCGUCUAUAAGGAAAAUACUUUUCACUAACGGCCACAGUCUUCAAUCAAUCGCUGAUUCUGUCUGUAAAUUUAAAAACGAUUUGGAAAAAUUGGAAUUACAAAUGUUUUGUUUAAAUCUACGAAAUGAAAAGAAAAAGAUGAAACAAAUAAAUGAAGAUAUUAAUACUCUGACAAACUUUUUAACAUCUGGCCCUACAAAUAGAGUUCUUCUGGUACCAUUUGAGCUCCAGCAAUUAUUUUUUACAGUAGAGGAACAUUUAGGGAAAGAGGGUCAUGCUCUGGAACAUGCGAUGGAUAUUCAUAAACAGGCAACGAAAUCAAUGACGAAAGCUCAAAACUACAUACGAGAUCUGUGGAUUAGCUUCAUUACCAACCCGUCAAGAUUAGACGUAAUUUUGCAGCAAGCUGAAGACGAUUUUAAGAGACGAACGGAGCAAUAUUUUUAGUUUGUAAGUCACAUACCAAGUUAAACGUACACUACUAUGCUUGAAAAUAUAUAUUUUUUAAAUCUAGUUCAAGCAGAUCUAAUAUAAAAGUUGUUUCUAUAGUUAUUAAUAUUCCAGUUUAAAUUAUUUUUUAUGUUAAUGAAGUAUUUGCGAAAUUUGAAGUAUCUAAUAUUAGGCUCAGUAAGUUAAUUUUUAGUGAGUGGAAGAUCUGUUUUAGUCAUAGACUUAGUUCCUUAUUAUUUUUUUACAUGUGUAUUUUUUUAAAUAUAUAUACAUUUUAUAAGAAAA
Anthonomus grandis grandis is the source of this 2118-nucleotide messenger RNA. RefSeq lists its product as uncharacterized. The record is from RefSeq and is a predicted model, not a curated record. The coding region runs from base 196 to 1830 and encodes 544 amino acids. NCBI's taxonomy places the organism in Eukaryota, Metazoa, Arthropoda, Insecta, Coleoptera, Curculionidae. The transcript is spliced from 11 exons.